GUAAACUGUGUUUUUUAAUAUUUUAGAAGGAGAAGUCGCCGCGAAAAUGAAUCAAGAAUUGACCUCGCCAGAAAUGCUGUUGUGAAAUGUGCCGGUGCUUUCAUUUCGCUCGACCUUGUGUAUAGCAUUCUGAGCAUGUCUUCUACGGAGCAAGAACAAGUUUUAAGUGAUGUCUUCAGUCUUCUCGUUGCUGCCGGGUACUUCCGAGCUCGUAUUCGCGGCCUCUCUCCGUUCGACAAAAUUCUCGGUGGACUCACGUGGUGUUUUGAAGCAGCGGCGGUCGAUGUGGAUGUCGAUUUAUUUUAUGAUGCCGACGCAUUGUCAAUUGGACAGAAAAUCGCGCUAACAGAGAAGCUUGUACAUGCUCUGCAACGAGUUCGCUGUCCCCAUAUUAUCCAACCUCAUCAAAUUCAGGGCUUAGAUGCUCCAGCCAUUUUUCCGGUAGCCCAAUGGCUUGUGAAGAAGGCGUUAGAAACCCGGAAUGAAAGAAGAGAAGAAACUCUCGCCCGAGGAAGCUAUGAAUUUCAACGAACCUUUGGAAAGUUUUUGGAAUCAUUGGACGAUGAGGAAAUUUCCGCAUUUACUGGGAAGCGGUUGACAGAAGUCCAGAAGAUGUACGCUCCUAGUAGAGUUUACAGAAGAACGAUUCCUCUCCCGUCGGAUGCUGAAGAAGCUGAACGAGUGCGUUCUACCCUUCUGGAGUUCGGACGAACGUCUGUGGACAUUAAUUCUGAGGAUCCAUCAUCGGAUCUAUAUUCCAAGGAAAUUUUGCCCAUGGAGCAAAAGAUCACUCGGGACGAUGUGAAACUGAGCGAGGAUACUAGAAACCUGCUUCAGGCACAAGUGCAGAAAUUUUCUGUUCCUGCGGUGAAUGUUAUCAUUACACCGGAAAAGCUGAAAGCGGUUCUUGAUGCUCAUCACGCGGCACUUGAAACUUCGAUUUCCAGAAAAACCGAACUUAAGGCAAAAAUGGCUGUACUGAAAGGGGAAUAUCACGAAACAUCGGCCGAAAUUUCAAAGUGCAAUGAUGAGUUGCUGGCAAUAUCACAAGUUGUGGACAAACCGGAGAACAAAGCCAUGCUGGAAAAAUUGCAGGAACUCGUUGAAGAGCAUGAUUCAAUUACGAAAAAAGAAAAUAAGCUGAAAGCAGUAAUGGAACAGGAGACGCUGAAGUUGGAAGCCGAACUCGAGGCGUAUUCAACAGUUAAUUCUGCUGGGGAUAAAGAAACGUCGAGAGAAGAAGAAAAACUUAUUCAAGAGGACAUCGACGCCGCGACCAGUCAAGUAGAUGACCUCAGAUUGCAGAAUGCUGAAGUGUCGAAAAGGCUUCUCGAUCUGUCACGAAAAGGAGAUUCCAUUCCAAUGAGAGCGGAAUUAGUGCAAUAUCAACGACGCUUUGUGGAGCUGUAUGCGCAAGUUGCAUCAAAGCAUCGCGAAACUAAACAAUACUACACGCUUUACAACAGCUUGGAAGAUCAAAAGUCCUACUUAGAUCGUGCCGUGACCCUGAUGAAUUCCAUCGUCGAAACUUUUCCAAGAGCUUUCUCGGGAACUGAUGCCGCCAAAGAAGAGUUUAUCGGGCAGUUGGAUACCAUUCUCUUCGGAAUACGUGCGAGUCAAGCGAAACUGGAUCAGCGUCAAAGAAAUUUGGAGCAAGAGCGCGAAAAUUUGAGGAAACAACGGAGAGAGCUUGCUGAUGCUCACAGAGCAUACUUGAAAACUGUGAAAUCAUUUCAAGAAGAAUGCAAACGAAAUGAAAAGUUAAUCACUGCCCUGACGAACUGGGCUUCCAUAAUGGUAUUAUAUGUUGUGGGUCUGGGUCUUGGAGAUUGUGCGGACAUAACUGUUAAAGGUCUGGAACGAGUUAAAGCUGCAGAUGCGGUUUAUUUCGAGUGUUAUACUUCUAUCCUUGGACUUGAAAAGGAGGCCCUUGAAGCUUUUUACGGGAGAAGCGUCUUCGAAGCGGACCGAACCUUAGUCGAAGAAGGAUCCGAUGUAAUUUUGGAUGCAGCGGAAAGGGGCUCAGUUGCAUUCCUUGUUGUGGGUGACCCUUUGAGUGCUACAACGCAUACUGAUCUGAUUUUACGCGCGAAGGAACGCUCAAUUCAAGUUGAAAUCAUUCACAAUGCGUCGAUUAUGACCGCCGUUGCAUCUUGUGGUCUUCAGCUUUACAGUUUUGGUGAGACCGUUUCAAUCCCAUUUUGGACGGAAUCGUGGAAGCCGGACAGUUUCUUCGACAAGAUUUUAGCCAAUCAUGAGAGAAAUCUUCACACUCUGUGCCUGCUAGAUAUAAAAGUGAAGGAACGUUCCGUGGAAAACAUGAUGCGUGGAAAAAACGUUUUUGAACCUCCCCGUUUCAUGACCGCAGCCCAAGGAGCUCAACAACUCGUCGAAAUAAUUGCGGCGCGAGCAAUAACUGCCAAUCUUCCAUCAGAUAACAAACCAAAAAUUAAUCCGGAUUCGUUAGCUAUCGCUUUAUGCAGAAUGGGAAAAGAUUCUCAACUGAUAGUAGCUUGUGGAUUGAAAGAAAUGUGCUUGCGUGAUGAUCUUGGUGGUCCUCUACACUCCCUGGUAAUUCCUGGGCCUAAGUUGCAUGAAGUCGAGCUUGAGUUUGUCAAGCAGUUCUUCUCCGAGAGCAAGAGAGUCGGUUCAGGAUGA
Molecule: messenger RNA, 2658 nt
Organism: Notodromas monacha
Lineage: Eukaryota; Metazoa; Arthropoda; Ostracoda; Podocopida; Cyprididae
Source: the annotation of a GenBank genome assembly